AUGUUUUCCCGCUUUUUUGACGACGAUUUCGACGACUUUUUCUUUAGACCAAGAAGAUACACUACUCAAAAGCCAGCUGAUUACAACCCAAGACAAAUCACUCAAGGUGAUGAUAUUAGUUUAACUCCUUGGGGAGGCCAAUCUACUUUACUGCGUGACUUCAAUGAUUCCUUCUGGAGAAACUUCAAUGCUGGUAAGUACUUUGUUGGAUUUGAUGAAGAUUUGAAAACAACCGAAGAAAAAGACAAGUACUUGGUCACGUUCACUCAACCAGAAGGUAAAUUAAACCCAGAAGAUGUCAAGAUUGAUUUCCACAAGAAACAAAAUGAAUUGGUUAUUUCAAUUUCCCAUGAAGAAAAAGAUGAAAACAGAUCAACUUCAAGAUCUUUUGUCAGUAGCAGAAUCUUUGCUAAGCCAAUCAAUCCUGAUGAUAUCAAGGCUGAUAUUACUGGUGGUUCAAUUAAACUUGUUUUGCCAAAGGUUGAACCUGACAAGGAAGAAAAGCCAAAUGUUGUUAGUGUCAAGGUGAACAAAUUAUAA
Molecule: messenger RNA, 540 nt
Organism: Spathaspora passalidarum NRRL Y-27907
Lineage: Eukaryota; Fungi; Ascomycota; Pichiomycetes; Serinales; Debaryomycetaceae
Gene: HSP21
Product: Hsp21p
Exons: 1
Coding region: 1-540 (179 amino acids)
Source: RefSeq, a predicted model, not a curated record